ACACGGAAGGGAGAGAGAUGAAGACAUACACACCAAGCGAAAAAAGGAGGAAGUGAGAAUGUUAUAACAGCAUUGAGUGGAAGCCGCGUCUCUCAUUAACGCCAGUGCUGUGCUGGUGAAACUACCAAUAUUCAAAAGUCGAAGGCAUGAAGGAAGCUACAUUUUGGGCCGGCUUGAUCACGCUGGUCGUCCUCGCGAUCUCAUCGGCAGCAGCAGGCCACCGUUACGACUAUCGCGACUGCUAUUACAACGACCCUUACGACCGCAAAUGCAACUACUACCCACCCACAAGGUACCACUACCACGACCAUUUCUACCACAGCCACCCUACGUCAUACAAAUACCGAGGAUAUUCAUAUGUCUGCAAGUACCUGGCAUCCCAUCCUCACCUUCUGCGCAGAAUUCGCAAGAUGCUGAGCUUUUAUUUCUCAAACUGCUAUAACCCGUACUACGAGUAUUCGGACUUUCAUUACUGAAGCUGAAAGGUGACCAGGAUUUCAGGAUGAGGGGGAUUACCUCCGAUUUCAAGCCUGUGUUGAGAUUUUAUAUAGUGGCGUGGUGUUGUCUCGCUGUUGUUUUCAGUAUUAUGUUGUUUUUAUGGUUAUCAUAAUGUGCAUGUAGA
Penaeus monodon (black tiger shrimp) is the source of this 622-nucleotide messenger RNA. RefSeq lists its product as uncharacterized. Lineage: Eukaryota; Metazoa; Arthropoda; Malacostraca; Decapoda; Penaeidae. Bases 147 to 476 code for a protein of 109 amino acids. The transcript is spliced from 3 exons. The record is from RefSeq and is a predicted model, not a curated record.